AUGCCGGUGACGGACAGGGGCCGGCGCUCGCCAGGACAGGGCGUACGGGCCAUGGUCACCUCUGUGGACAAUCCCCUGGACCCGCUGCAGAGUCUCUCCGCCUGUACCUCCCUGGCUGCUCCUGCAAGCACUGGACGGCAGCUCCUCCAGAUCAUCGGCUCCGCCGCAUUGGCUUCGACCAGUCCCCAGCUCCGGCACCACCAGCAGCUCAGCACCAGGGCCCUGGAUCACCGCAGCGGCACCCACGGCUCCCAGCCUCUAACAGCGCUGCAGGAAUCCAUAACGUCUCAGCUGAUAACAUCUCGAUACGUCCCACCGCCAACGUCCAUCGGACGAAAAGCUCAACGGAGAAGGACAGCGCCAACGGCUCCUCCAGGGGAGCCGGGAUACGGGACGAGGGGGAUGGCUUCCAACAGCAUCUUCGACUCCUUCGCCACCUACUCCUCUGCUUUCCUGCGCGGUCGUAGCCCUCGGAGAUGUGCCCGACGGGACCCUCGGAGAGUGCCCGACGGGACGGUGGUCACGGUGAUGGCAGGGAACGACGAAAACUACUCGGCAGAGCUCCGCAACGCCUCCGCCGUGAUGAAAAACCAAGUAGCAAGAUUCAACGACCUCAGAUUUGUUGGGAGAAGCGGCAGGGGAAAAAGCUUUACCCUGACGAUCACCGUGUUCACCAACCCCACCCAAGUCGCUACCUAUCACCGAGCCAUUAAAGUGACUGUAGACGGACCCCGGGAGCCACGAAGGCACAGACAAAAGCUAGAAGACCAAGCCAAACCCUUCACCGACCGCUACGGGGAGCUGGAACGGCUGCGCCAGUCCAUGAGAGUCACCCCAACAACACCCAACCCCCGCGGAUCCCUCAGCACCCCAAGCCACUUUGGGUCCCAGGCUCAAACUCCAAUACAAGGCACGUCAGAUCUGAGCCCCUUCUCUGACCCCCGGCAGUUCGAUCGCUCCUUCCCGACGCUGCCGGCUCUCACCGAGACCAGGUUCUCCGACCCGAGGAUGCAUUACCCCGGCGCCAUGUCUGCUGCCUUCCCUUACACCGCGACGCCCUCUGCCACGGGCAUCGGGGGCAUCAGCAUGACCAGCAUGCCCACCACGACGCGUUUCCACCACACUUACCUGCCACCCCCCUACCCCGGCUCCACGCAAAACCAAAGUGGACCCUUCCAGGCCAACCCCUCUCCCUACCAUUUGUACUACGGCACAUCUUCGGGCUCCUACCAGUUCUCCAUGGUGGCGGGCGGCGAGCGCUCCCCCACCCGGAUGCUUUCUUCUUGUACAAGUGCCUCAGCGGGGAACAACUUAAUGAAUCCCAACCUGGGCAAUCAGAACGACGGGGUGGAUGCGGACGGGAGCCACAGUAAUUCGCCGACAACCAUGACGACUACUGGGAGGAUGGAUGAGUCGGUCUGGAGACCCUACUAGGAGGAACUCAACUGGGGACCGAUAGCUUUAACUUAAUCAGCCACCGUUACAUUACUCCUUUUGGUAGUGAAUAUAGCAAAAUGAUGCCUAGGGAAAAGGUAAACCAAAGUCUCCCAAACCAAAAGCAAACCAGGAUCCUCUGCAUGCAAGCACGGGCAAACAUCAAGCGAAGACGGACCAGGACCUGCGUUACAUUUCAAGAUGAACGUCCACGAGGCUUGAAUUUGUCGCUUGAUGUGGUUCCUUUCGUAUGUUUUAAGUAUGUGGA
This is a messenger RNA of Aptenodytes forsteri (emperor penguin), 1702 nucleotides long. RefSeq names its product runt related transcription factor 3 (gene RUNX3). The coding region runs from base 1 to 1434 and encodes 477 amino acids. The transcript is spliced from 8 exons. Gene Ontology annotation, cellular component: nucleus. Gene Ontology annotation, molecular function: ATP binding; RNA polymerase II cis-regulatory region sequence-specific DNA binding; DNA-binding transcription factor activity, RNA polymerase II-specific. Gene Ontology annotation, biological process: hemopoiesis; regulation of transcription by RNA polymerase II; neuron differentiation. NCBI's taxonomy places the organism in Eukaryota, Metazoa, Chordata, Aves, Sphenisciformes, Spheniscidae. The record is from RefSeq and is a predicted model, not a curated record.